AUAUUUAUAGGGCUAAUUAGCAGGUAGAAACUUGUCACACAACAUUCCUGUCAUUUUCCAUCCGAAGGACAGCAUUCUACAAUGUCCAGCGCUUCAUUUCACCGUUUCCUUCACCCGGCCACCAUCAUCAGGAGCAUGCACCGAUGCCCCACGUCCUCAGGCGAAGAACGUCCUGCCAAAGAGGGAGGAUACAUUAUGUACAAACGAAUCGUCCUGUUUGCUUGUCUUCCGAUAAUUGCGGGUUUAUCGGUGAUGAAUUUCCUGCGGCACAAGUCAUGUGCAGAAGAACGCCAGCCAUUCCACAAGUACUCAUAUUUACGCAUUCGCACCAAACGAUUUCCUUGGGGAGAUGGGCAGAAGAGCCUGUUUCAUAAUCCGAGAACAAACGCGCUUCCCGAUGGAUAUGAAGAACUGGAGGAGUGUGAAAACGGAGAAUAGUACAGGCAGGAACUUGAAGGUGAAAUUGUUUGUUGGUUUGGAUUAAAAUCGAAGUUUUUCUA
This is a messenger RNA of Dendroctonus ponderosae (mountain pine beetle), 500 nucleotides long. Its product is annotated as cytochrome c oxidase subunit 6A1, mitochondrial-like. Gene Ontology annotation, biological process: mitochondrial electron transport, cytochrome c to oxygen. Gene Ontology annotation, cellular component: mitochondrial inner membrane. NCBI's taxonomy places the organism in Eukaryota, Metazoa, Arthropoda, Insecta, Coleoptera, Curculionidae. The transcript is spliced from 2 exons. The coding region runs from base 82 to 438 and encodes 118 amino acids. Gene Ontology annotation, molecular function: enzyme regulator activity. The record is from RefSeq and is a predicted model, not a curated record.